Dunckerocampus dactyliophorus (ringed pipefish) is the source of this 2992-nucleotide messenger RNA. RefSeq names its product E-selectin-like. Gene Ontology annotation, cellular component: membrane. The coding region runs from base 575 to 2680 and encodes 701 amino acids. The transcript has 14 exons. Gene Ontology annotation, biological process: negative regulation of complement activation, classical pathway; cell adhesion. Lineage: Eukaryota; Metazoa; Chordata; Actinopteri; Syngnathiformes; Syngnathidae. The record is from RefSeq and is a predicted model, not a curated record.
GAAAAUGGAUGGAUGGAAGGAAGAGGAGCUGACCAUUUAAAAUCAGUCAUAGAAAAUAAGCUAAUUGUCACAUGUUGCGGAAGUUUAAAACAAAUGUUUAAAAAAAGUGAAUGCCUCCUCGGGGUCAAUUAACGACGCUGCUAUUCUUUUCAGGGGAAGGGGCGGAGGUGAAGAGGUGUCAGGCAACAUGCAAUGUUUCGCCUCAGAGAGGAAGGAAAUGCACAAUGUCACUUCUGGAAAGGCAUGCAGCCAGCAGGCGCCUCCGCUCCAGCGCACCGCACAUUUCCCAUCCCGGGAGGCUCCUCGUAAAAAAUACCAGUAAAGCCUUUGUAGUGGUGGCCAUUGCAUUGUCUUUGCUUUCCUUUAUUGUCUUUUUUCUGCUCACUGUUAAAGUGAAUUGGGCAGCAGCGGUGGGUGGGAAUUUCCACCAAAAAGGUGACGACGGCUUCCAGGAAGGCAGGACCGUGCAGAUGAGGAUUAUAUAAGGACAGGCAGCAGAGCACACUAACUAGAAUCAUCACAGCGAGUGGACCAACAAGACUUGAAGACAUCUACAAUAAACCAUACAUCUAAAAUGGAACUCUGCUGUGGAUUAAAUGGCAAAAAGUACACCUCAUGGACCAUCUUGGCUUUUACUUUCUCAAUGUUGUGCAUGCAGACGAGCGUCGAGUGCUGGUCCUACUUCUACUCCAAUGGCACCAUGACCUGGGAGGAAGCCCGAGCGUGGUGCAAGGAGAGCUACACGGACAUGGUGGCAAUCCAGAACCAGGAGGAGAUUGCACAUCUCAACAGCUGGCUGCCCAAGAAGCCCGGCUACUAUUGGAUCGGCAUCCGUAAGAUCAACAGCACCUGGACGUGGGUUGGCACCAACAAGGCUCUCACGGCCGAGGCCACCAACUGGGCUGAGGGGGAACCCAACAACGGCAAGAACGGGCAGGUCUUGGGCGAGAGGGAGGACUGUGUGGAGAUGUACAUCAAGAGAAGUUCGCAACCUGGAAAAUGGAACGAUGAGCGAUGCAAGAACAGCAAAACAGCUUUGUGCUACACCGCUGCUUGUCAGACAGACUCAUGUAUCCAUGGAGAAUGUGUGGAGACCAUUAACAGCCACAGGUGCGAGUGCUUUGAAGGCUUCUAUGGAGACAAGUGUGAGCAUGUGUUUCAGUGCAACAAAGAUGAGCUGAGCGUCCCUGCUAAGGGGAGCGUAGACUGCACUGGCAAGUACGGCGACUUCUCCUUUGACGCCCUGUGCCAAUAUUCCUGCGAGGAGGGCUACCAGCUGAACAGGCCGGGACCCUUGAGGUGCACCGCCUCCAAGAACUGGUCAGAGCCGCCUCCUACAUGUGAAGUGGUCCAGUGUGAGGAGCUGUCGCAUCCAGAUAGAGGAUCUGUCACAUGUCAGGACCCUGUGGCAGCCUCAAGCUUCCAGUCCACAUGUAUGUUUACCUGCCAUGAGGGAUAUGUGCUAUCUGGCGCUGAGUCUCUGCAAUGUGAAGCAUCAGGAAGCUGGAACGCCUCACAGCCAACUUGCGUUGCUGUCCAGUGUCCCGCUCUCUCUGGCUUACAAAACGGUACAAUCAGCUGCGGGGAGGAUCCAGAUACGAGGUUCAGCUACGGGAGCACCUGCACUUUCAGCUGCUCCUCAGGCUACCAGAUGGUGGGGGCGAGCACGGCGACAUGCACGUCAGCUGGAGAGUGGAGUAAGAUGAUGCCUCACUGCCAAGUGGUUCAAUGCAACAAAGAUGAGCUGAGCGUCCCUGCUAAGGGGAGCGUAGACUGCACUGGCAAGUACGGCGACUUCUCCUUUGACGCCCUGUGCCAAUAUUCCUGCGAGGAGGGCUACCAGCUGAACAGACCGGGACCCUUGAGGUGCACCGCCUCCAAGAACUGGUCAGAGCCGCCUCCUACAUGUGAAGUGGUCCAGUGUGAGGAGCUGUCGCAUCCAGAUAGAGGAUCUGUCACAUGUCAGGACCCUGUGGCAGCCUCAAGCUUCCAGUCCACAUGUAUGUUUACCUGCCAUGAGGGAUAUGUGCUAUCUGGCGCUGAGUCUCUGCAAUGUGAAGCAUCAGGAAGCUGGAACGCCUCACAGCCAACUUGCGUUGCUGUCCAGUGUCCCGCUCUCUCUGGCUUACAAAACGGUACAAUCAGCUGUGGGGAGGAUGCAGAUACGAGGUUCAGCUACGGGAGCACCUGCACUUUCAGCUGCUCCUCAGGCUACCAGAUGGUGGGGGCGAGUACGGUGACGUGCACGUCAGCUGGAGAGUGGAGUGAGAUGAUGCCUCACUGCCAAGCAAUAACAUGCCCCGCCCCUGACGUUCCCAAGAGAGGCCACCUGAACUGCACUCCCUCCCUCUUCCCAUCCUCGAUCCUUUACCCACACGAUACAGUCUGCACCUUCAGCUGCGAUGAAGGCCAUCAGCUCCAAGGUGCCCUCAGCAUGGCGUGCACACACUUAGGCCAGUGGACCGCUAUGCCUCCAACAUGCUCAGCUUCCACGUCUCAGCUAAGUGCCAUUACGGCUGGUGCAACAAUAGGGGGCGCUGUGUCCCUGUCCACUCUGUCUCUGGUGAUGUGGGUCCUGAGACGAUUGAGGAGGAAAGCAACCAAGUUUGAGUUGAGCAGCAACUCUGACAUUGAGGAUCCUCCCCAGGUCUACAAAAACAGCAUCGACAGUCUCAUCUAGGACAGAUGCCAACAGUGAUUUCACUUUUUUUAAGCAGAAAAACAAAGAAAAAAAGAAAAAUGUUGUGCUCUGUGAAUGUCAUUGACAUGUAUUUCCUCCCAGAGGGAGGUUUGUUUUUGUAUUGAGCACAUUGUUCUACACCUUCAGGAACAUGCUGGAAAAGUGUAACGUUAUGUGACGUAUCAUGCACUGCCAUGUCCUCACUAAACUGUGACUUAUUUAGUAUAUUUAUGGCAUAUUUUCUUACUAUUUAUGUGUGUCUUUUACACAAACCACUUUUACAAAUUUCUUAUUAGGACACCUAUUGUAUGU